AUGCCCAUUGGCCAAGCGGUGGUGUUGGCAUCGCCUUGGAUUUGUCCGACUGAACGAUCGUUUUCAGAACAUUUGCGGAUUUUACAAAUGCAGGGCUAUACUCGGCUUAUGGUGGAUCAAAAACCCACCACCAUAGCCGAUUUACUGGAUUUCGGGUUUGAACCUCAGCCAUCGCAUCAAAUUUGGCUAGUCAUCGAUCGAUUCCACAUUCAACAAGAGGAAUCAUUUUGGCAUCGGGUGGCCGAUUCCAUUCAAACGGCUUUUUUUGAAGGCCAUGGUCAGUGCAUGAUUUGGUCUGAAGAACAAGGAACGCAGGCUUUUGAUCACCGUUUUAGUUUGGAUGGUAUCGAUUUUAUGGAGCCUUCUGUUGGCUUGUUUGGGUUUAACAAUCCUCAAGGGGCUUGUCCCAAAUGCGAAGGAUUUGGAAAAGUAUUGGGGGUUGAUUCCGAUUUGGUUCAUCAAAUUCAGUAUCGGGUGAUGCUAUCCAAAUAUAGAGGCACCACCGUUUGCCCGUCUUGUGAAGGGGGGCGGUUACGUCCUGAAGCGACUUAUGUUCGUGUGGGAGGCUUUACCAUGGCUCAAUGGGUGUCCACGCCUUUGGAGGAUUUACAGCCGAUGAUGGAACAGCUGUCGAUAAGCCCACUGCAGCAAAAAAUUGCCGACCGAUUGCUCAAUGAAAUCACAUCGCGCUUAAAGGCCAUGAACCGUUUGGGAUUGGGAUACCUUACCCUAAAUAGAGGGGCUGGAACGCUUUCUGGGGGCGAGUUUCAACGGAUGAAUUUGGCCACCAGUUUGGGCAGUCCAUUAGUGGGCUCUACCUAUGUGCUGGAUGAACCAAGCAUAGGGCUUCAUUCUAAAGACACCCAAGCAUUGUUGCAGGUUCUAAUAGAACUAAGAGACUUGGGCAAUACGGUGAUGGUGGUUGAACACGAUGAGGAUGUGGUAAAAUUGGCCGAUUGGGUUAUUGAUGUAGGCCCAUUGGCGGGCGUUUAUGGAGGCCAUAUUCAAUAUUCGGGGCCGUAUGAGCAAUUUGAACAGGCCGAUUCAUUGACGGCUCAGUAUAUAAGAGGCUUAGAGCGCAUUGAUCUGCCAACCAUUCGUCGACCAUGGCAGAAGUCUGUUAAUUUGAAUGGGGUGUUCAUUCAUAAUUUAAAAAACAUUCAG
Messenger RNA from Notodromas monacha, 1164 nucleotides. NCBI's taxonomy places the organism in Eukaryota, Metazoa, Arthropoda, Ostracoda, Podocopida, Cyprididae. The record is from the annotation of a GenBank genome assembly.